This is a messenger RNA of Halichondria panicea, 1189 nucleotides long. RefSeq lists its product as uncharacterized. The transcript is spliced from 2 exons. Gene Ontology annotation, molecular function: zinc ion binding; mRNA binding. The coding region runs from base 88 to 789 and encodes 233 amino acids. Gene Ontology annotation, biological process: oogenesis; negative regulation of translation. The record is from RefSeq and is a predicted model, not a curated record. NCBI's taxonomy places the organism in Eukaryota, Metazoa, Porifera, Demospongiae, Suberitida, Halichondriidae. Gene Ontology annotation, cellular component: perinuclear region of cytoplasm.
CCUUUUUCAUAAAACCAAUGUUUUUUUGUGAGCCACCUUCAAUUCAGUGUUUUUCAAGUUGUUUUACUCCGCUGAAAUAUCUCUACAAUGGCCAUGAUAGAUUCCCUACACGUUCAAGAUAGCAUACAGCAGCCGGAGGAGUUGGCAACCACCUCAGAGACUAACUACACUGAGUUCAACAUUUUCCGUGAUUACUUUGGUCUCCACACCAUUGUCAAGAGCAUAGCUGCAGAGAAUGCACCUCUGGACGAGUGCACAGAGUUCGAGGAGAGUGAGGAGCAGGAGAGCUAUGCCUGCAGACGAGACAGUUUGGACAGCUCCAGUUCAGAGUUUUCAUCCAACAGUCUAGAGUCUGUGGAAGUGGCCGAUAUUUGCUUCAACUACAACCAUGACGUGCGAGCUACACAAGCCUUCUCUGAGAUGGACAUGGAACCGCUGAGCCCUUUGGGAGGUCCCUUUGAAAUGGGUGCACCUAAGACCAACAUACCGCCCUCUCUGUUCCUGAGCCAUACCAAGUUACACACUAUCAAUAUUGCAGCUCAUCUAAAAAAGCCACAGGUAUGUGUGUUUUGUCGCAACAAUGGCGAGUCUGAGAGCUUCUACACCUCCCACUACCUGAAAGACUCUGAGGGCAAAGUGACAUGCCCUGUGCUGCGAGCCUACACUUGUCCCCUGUGUGGUGCUAAUGGAGACAAAUCCCACACGAUUAAGUACUGCCCUGAGAACAAGGAGAGUGGCAAGAACUACAAUGUAAAGAGGCCAAUUGUGACUGUCACACGCAAGAAGUAAAAUUUAUAUCAAUUGAAACAGCACAAGUAGAGAACUUCAGAAUGGUUCAGGCACAAAAAUCACAGGUUAUUUUUUAACUCUGUUCUUGUCUAUAUAGUAUUUGUAUUGAUGCCUCCUCCCUAACCCCCACCCCUAUAACUGCGACCUUAAUCUCUUACCUCCCCCAGUGGGAGUCUCAUUCAGUCACAUUCAAAUAUUGCCAACAUUUAUUAUCACUUAACAUAUUUUGUAUUAGAAUGUAUUUGAUAUACAUGUGCAUCACUUAUCUGUGUACUACAGAAUCACUGUUUUUUGUAGAGAUCAGCUUACAGAAUUACUAUAGUCAUCACUUCUUUAUCUGUCUUUUUAUAUUGACUGCUCUACAGUAUAAAACUCACAAUAAUUUAUUGCUAUGAAUUGA